Molecule: messenger RNA, 1146 nt
Organism: Cryptococcus wingfieldii CBS 7118
Lineage: Eukaryota; Fungi; Basidiomycota; Tremellomycetes; Tremellales; Cryptococcaceae
Product: NAD binding dehydrogenase
Exons: 8
Coding region: 1-1146 (381 amino acids)
Molecular function (GO): nucleotide binding
Source: RefSeq, a predicted model, not a curated record
AUGUUCGGCACUCCAGAAGGCCCUUGGAACAUCUCUCGUAAAUUGGAAAACCGCCUCGGACCCCGGCUCAAAGUCGACGCCAUUGUUGAGAUCAAUGGUCCUCGAGCGGAAACGGCCCUCACCUCGAAGCGAGAGUCAUUUGUACAUGAGGCGUACAAUGAUACUGUAGUACUGCCGGACAUUGAAGAGUUCAAGAGGAGGGUCGAGGCUGGUAUCUUGAAAGAGCCUCGAGCCAUCUUUGUCGCUACCCCACCCACUUUCCGAGGUGGUCUUGGAUCCAACAACAAUCUAGAAGUCAAGAUUAAUGAACUCUUCCCCAACUCUGCCAUCUUUCUAGAAAAGCCGGUAGCCACUGGCCUCCCAGCCGAGCAGAGUGUUGGCGAAGCGAAAGCUGUAGGCGCCAUGCUCGAGACACAGCACAACGCCCCAGUUUCUGUUGGCUAUGUCCUUCGAUAUCUCAAGGCCGUCCAAGAGAUGAAGAGGAUAAUUGAAGAGAACAAUUUGACCGUCAUGGCUACAAAUGCCCGAUAUGUCACCGCCUACGAGCUUGCUAUCAAGACUGACUGGUGGGACAAGUCUCAAAUGCAAGGCCCGAUCAUUGAGCAAGGCACUCACAUCUGCGAUCUCUCGCGUUACUUUGGCGGCGAGAUCGAGAUGGAGACCAUCGCUGCUCACGCGCUGGAGGCUCACGAGAAGCCUGGAUACCUGUCAAAGCGCAACUUUGACGAGACGGUUAUUUUGGAUGCGAAUCGUAUUCCCCGAGCUACUGCUGCGAGCUGGAAAUACGAAUCUGGCGCCGUCGGAACAUUGUUGCAUGCCACUGCACUGCACGGCAAAGACUAUGCUAUCGAGCUUGAAGUCUAUGCGGAUGGGUACCAACUGAUCCUUUCUGACCCCUACGGCACGCCAGCUCUCCACAUCCGCAAGCCUGGAUCAGAUGCCAUUGAAAUUCAUCCCACCCCUGGUGAUGACCCCUACCAAGCGGAGAUUGAUACCUUCAUCGACACGGUCGAGAAAGGUAAUCCGGCGAUCAAGAUCUUGUCGUCCUACAAGGAUGCGGCCAAGACGUACGAGAUGACUUGGGCCGUCAGGAAAUCCUCAGAGGAGUCGACGAGGAGGCUUGAUAGAAAAUACAGGAGAGUGUAA